UUAAAAAAUUUCCAUUCCCAUUGAGCGUUUCAAGCAUCCUGAUAAGAGGCGAAGAAAAGUUAUAUAUUUGUUGGAGCAGUUUGCGGCAAGUUUAAAUCGAACAGGUGCAUGGCAGUGGCGUAACUCAGUGCUUAAAGUGAAUGUACCAAUUUUUGGGCAAAUCUUCAAAGCUGCAUAAUUUUGAGUUGUUAGUUUUUCUAUAAUUAUGGCAAUGCUGUUAAGGACUAGAACCCGGAAAGUCGCGCUUCGACUUAGGAUUAUCUGCAUUUGCACCGUCAGUUUCGUGUACUUAGUUAUUGCUCUGCUCUCUAAUAGCAUUAGCAACCCUCAUGCAGUGAAAGAAAGUUCGGGAUACCCGAUGUUUACCUCUCGACAUUUAUUGGCGUUAAAUUCGAUAAACGAUUCUAAUCCUGGCCAAUUCAAUGAAAUAUUCGAUUUAAAACCUUCCACUUUGAGUUGGAAUGAAAGUAGAAAUUGUACCCCGGCGGCCCUGAAUGAGUUUCCUUCGGAUGGGUUAACCAGAGAGCAACGCCAGCAUGGGUGGGUGAUAAUCCAUGUGAUAGUGGUAUGCUAUUUAUUUAUAUUUUUAGCAGUAGUUUGCGAUGACUAUUUCGUGCCGUGUAUAAAAAAGUUGUGCGAUGUUCUACAAUUAAAGGAAGACAUUGCAGGGGCGACUUUUAUGGCAACUGCCAGCUCCAGUGCGGAAAUUUUUGUUAACAGCGUUGGCACUUUUAUAACAGAGGGUGAUUUAGGGUUGGGAACCAUUGUGGGAUCGGCUGUUUUCAACAUACUGGCUGUACCAGCAUGUUGUGGCUUCUUUGGAAAUAUGGCCUUCAGGCUGGAAUGGUUUGCCUUAACUCGCGAUAGCGCAGUUUAUGGUUGUGCGGUGAUCAUCCUUAUUUGCUUUUUGCAAGAUGGAAUUAUUUACUAUUCGGAAGCCUUGACUCUAAUGGUGCUUUAUCUAGGCUACCUCUUAGUGAUGGUCUUUAAUGACACUAUUAGUUCCUGGUUUCAUAGAACCAUCGCCAAAUUGAGGAAUAGACGCUUCUAUAAGGAAGUGAUGGCAGAAAAUCAGCCGCUCCUGCUAAAAGCAAACGAAAAACUCAACAAUAACUACAGUGAUUCUGUAGUUGAAUUUUUCCUUUCCGAUGUGACUCUCAAAGAUAUUGAGCAAUCAGAGUCGACUAACAUAUGGAGUUGGCCUAAGGAAGACACGAAAAAGACCAAACUUUGGUGGAUUUUCACCUGGCCUAUAUCUUUCGUGCUGUUCCUUACAACGCCAACAAUAAAAAAAUAUCCCAAAAUGUACAUUGUCACAUUUGCAAUGUGUGUAGCUUGGAUUGGAACGGUCUCUUAUGUGGUUGCUUGGUUAAUUACAAUCAUUGGUGAUACGCUGAACAUUCCAGACUCUGUUAUGGGACUAACAUUUUUAGCUGCUGGAACCAGCGUACCAGAAGCUGUUUCUAGUGUGCUGGUUACAAAUCAAGGGUAUGGUUCAAUGGGAAUAAGUAGUUCGAUUGGUUCGAACACUUUCGAUAUUCUCCUUUGCUUGGGGCUCCCGUGGUUUAUCAAGUCUGCCUUUUACCCUAAAGUGCCAGGCCAACAUUGGAUCACAAUAAAUUCACAAGGGAUAAAUUACAGUGCUGUUUGUUUAUUGACCACUCUUGUCCUGUUCUAUCUCAGCAUCUGUUUCAACAAGUUUCAAUUGGAUUGGAAGAUUGGUCUAGUAUGCCUCGUAAUGUACGUUGGGUUCGUAAUAUUUGCAACCCUAGUCGAGCUCAACGUUUUCUUCAUAGUGAAUCUACCGACGUGCAGUAGAUAACGAUUAAUCCAGUAACCCAACGAGUAAACCUAGUAAUAAGACUUUUACAUGCGUAUUCCUGCUUAAUAUUUAAGUUGGCAUUCGCACUUGCCAUGUGAAUAACUAAUGAGAUAAACCUAGAUUUUUGUAAAAAAAACUUAUUUGAAAUAAAUGAUACAUGACUGAAAUUACAUUAAAAUAAAAAAUA
This is a messenger RNA of Dendroctonus ponderosae (mountain pine beetle), 2009 nucleotides long. RefSeq names its product sodium/potassium/calcium exchanger 3. Lineage: Eukaryota; Metazoa; Arthropoda; Insecta; Coleoptera; Curculionidae. Gene Ontology annotation, molecular function: calcium, potassium:sodium antiporter activity; calcium channel activity. Gene Ontology annotation, biological process: calcium ion transmembrane transport; intracellular calcium ion homeostasis. The record is from RefSeq and is a predicted model, not a curated record. Gene Ontology annotation, cellular component: membrane. The transcript has 9 exons. The coding region runs from base 206 to 1822 and encodes 538 amino acids.